AUGCCGUCCGAGACCUUCUUCAGCACUCUAGAUGCCCGUGGCAACCCAGCCGCCGAUUUCCGAUCCACAGCGCUCCCCAAACAUUACCACCGCUCUCGAACGAACAAGAGUCGUGCCCAUCACAAGCAACCUCCCGGAAAAUACCACCGCCAGCAGACCACCAAACGCACAAUUCGCUCCGACCUCUUCCGCGAAGAAUGGAUCAGCGACUUGGACUGGUUCCGAUACGAGGACUGGUGCUUUGACCAUAAUUUGCAUCUUGACUGGGAUGAUAUGCACUGGCAUCCGGAUGAGUCGGAGGCCGAAGACGAAGGACAUGCUAGUGAGGGAGAAGAGAGGAGAAUAGUGGUGGCAGGUAGAACCGGAGCGAGCCGGGCGGGAGAAGAAAGAGAGGUCCAAUGGAACUGGCAUCGCCUUCUUGAAGGUGGACCCUGGUAUGCGACGGCGUGGGGAUGUAAGAGCGGAUGGUGCUCAUGUGCGAAGUUUCGGGGUGAGGACGUUGAAGAGAGGCGGGAGUGGUGGGAUGGAGGGUGGGAGGGGUGCGGCGAUGAGGUGGUAGAGUCGGAAGAGGAAGAUGAUACGAACAGUGAAAGAUUAGUGGAGGACUGGGAUGUGGUGUCCCUCGCGUCGUCUGCAUGGACUGAGUCGGAGAGCGUUGAGCCUGAGCUCGAUGUUAGCUUAGCCGGAUAG
Trematosphaeria pertusa is the source of this 690-nucleotide messenger RNA. RefSeq lists its product as uncharacterized. The transcript has a single exon. Lineage: Eukaryota; Fungi; Ascomycota; Dothideomycetes; Pleosporales; Trematosphaeriaceae. Bases 1 to 690 code for a protein of 229 amino acids. The record is from RefSeq and is a predicted model, not a curated record.